Suillus bovinus is the source of this 2310-nucleotide messenger RNA. RefSeq lists its product as uncharacterized. The coding region runs from base 1 to 2310 and encodes 769 amino acids. Gene Ontology annotation, biological process: signal transduction; activation of GTPase activity; regulation of fungal-type cell wall organization. NCBI's taxonomy places the organism in Eukaryota, Fungi, Basidiomycota, Agaricomycetes, Boletales, Suillaceae. The record is from RefSeq and is a predicted model, not a curated record. Gene Ontology annotation, molecular function: GTPase activator activity. The transcript has 5 exons. Gene Ontology annotation, cellular component: cell cortex.
AUGCGAUCUGCCUCGUAUGCUCAUUAUCCGCCGUCUCGCUCGGGUGACCGACUGAGCGACGGCAACGACAACCCGCGAACGCUUGGCGCUCGUCCACCCAAUGACAGUAUGCGCCCGCGCAGCAUCUUACGCAAACCAAACCCUCUACUUCCUCCUUACCCCAUAGAUCACUCCUUUCAGCAACUUCCUCGACCAUCGCGACCUCUUUCCUUGACGUCUCGCAUGGAUAUGUAUCCUCCGUAUCAAACCCCCAGUUUACUUUCCUCAACGUACAAUGACUCCCCCCGUUCACCCGCCACCCCAUAUAGUCGUGGUCAUGUACCGUGGAUACCUCGUGGGUACGAGUCGAAACACCAGCAACAUCAUCAUCCUUCACAUCUCGCCGAUUACCAGCAAUCACCUCGCGAUCAUGGUGACAACCAAAAACGUACUUCCCUGCCACCACAUGCUUUCCAACAACAGCAAAGUGGUGCUCAUGAUGUCUUUGCGUCCAUGCCAGACAUCAGGCGCAUACCCAGACCAUCGUCCGCGGAUAUAGAGAGGGACAGGCAGGCUCGCGCAUGUGGGCUCCAACUGGAUUAUACGUCACACCACAAUGUUCCCCCUUCCUCAAACAUCCAUCUACCACGAGGUAGCAGGCCCCUCGAAGAAGAUCAACCCCAGCGCGAGCCGAAGACGCUGUUAGACCGUGGAAAACCUUACGCACCCCGACCGAAGCCGCACAUCCUGUAUCCUCGGCUCGACAAGCUUGUUCGACGUGAGAAACAUCGUGCAAUGGAUCACAUCUCUUUUGACGAGGAUGUAAUCGAAUUAUAUAGAGAAGAUGGAGAUUUACGAGAGAAGCUUCGUGAAAAGCGCAAGGGCGGAGCUGAGAAGAGAGAUCCAAAAUUUCGUGUUAGAGAGGCGCCACUGCGUGACGUACUGAUUCAUGCAUCAUCUACGAUCACUAUCAACGAACAUCAGCACGACGUACCGACCCUUGUUGUUGCCUGUGUGGAAGAGCUGACAAGAACGGGCAUUUACCAACAGGGGCUGUUCCGCACACUGCCUAGCCGCGAUCGGUACAUGCAGCUGAUUGACAUUUUCGAUUCCAGUGCCGAUUAUGGGGCUAAAUUCAGCAUGCGCGGGCAGACCAUGCCGGACAUCUGCGCUGUCUUGUCUACAUUCAUCUCCUCUCUCCCUCAUCCUCUCCUUGAUCCCAAACUUUACGGUGGAUUUUGGCACUGGUGCGUGAAGCCCAGCGUGAAGCGCGAAGAGGUCAAGCGAAGCCAUCAGGAUGCGGAGGAAGAGGAGAAACGCGCUAGAGGCGAGCUGCCACUGAUGCUUCCCAUGUCACCCAAACAGCAGCAUAAACAAGCUCAGGACAACCUUCACCUUGGUCACGACGGUGAAAUCGAACGCCAUCAGAUCAUGAUCGCACAGAUAAUUCUCCGCUUCCUGCCUAUAGGCCAUCUCUCCCUACUGAUUUACCUCUGCGGAUUUUUCACCCAACUUCCCCUUUGUCCUGAGAACGGCAUAGAAUUCGAGGAUAUCGCGCGGAUCUUUGGGCACAAGAUUUUUGGUGCGACAGCGAAAGUGUCGUCACAGAAGAUGAUGGUUUGGUUAUUAACGAGAUGGCACAAUAUCUCAGAAGGUCUCCUCACUGAUGCAUGCGGAAUGUCGCGGCCGUCCACCCCUGUGCUCAAUCAGAAGGAGCUGCCUGAUAGUGAACAGAGCGGUGGUGGCCCAAUGGUGAAGACCCCUAGUUCGCGUCGCAGUCGUUCGUCGGACAGUGAUCGUUCCUCGUAUUCAUCUUCUCCUCAAGAUCAAGUGGGAUCCAGUACCACUCGGUACCGCAAGAAACGCAGCAUAGAAUCCACACCAAAUUCAGGUGAGGACGAACUGCCAAGACCUCGCCGACUGCCAAGGCGAAAUCGACUAGGUCGCCAGAAUAGCGCGUUCAUUUCGCACCGAAGGAAGACUUCUGGACAGGAACUUUCAGACGUGUUCUCAAAGGCUUUUGCGAACGCGCUGAUCAGUCCCUCAUCAUCGGACUCGAAACUUCCUGAACGCACUUCGGGGUCUCAGCCAGAAAGCAUACUUCUCGAUACUCGAGUACGCCUCGCGCGCCUGCAAAGCGAUCUUCAGCGCAACAAUUUGGUCGUCGUGGACGCUAUCAAGGAAUCAUUCAAGGCCAGUGAUGAAGCGCGCUUACUUUCUGAGAAGAUUGAGCAGCUAGAAAAGACAUUCGGGGACACAAAGUCGCGCAAUACAAGUACGCUUGCCAGCACAAGGGAACCGCUGCAGGUCGGCAUUUUGAAGGCAGCGUGA